This is a messenger RNA of Notolabrus celidotus (New Zealand spotty), 2408 nucleotides long. RefSeq names its product NK2 homeobox 1 (gene nkx2-1). The record is from RefSeq and is a predicted model, not a curated record. The coding region runs from base 791 to 1834 and encodes 347 amino acids. Gene Ontology annotation, biological process: cell differentiation; regulation of transcription by RNA polymerase II. Lineage: Eukaryota; Metazoa; Chordata; Actinopteri; Labriformes; Labridae. Gene Ontology annotation, molecular function: RNA polymerase II cis-regulatory region sequence-specific DNA binding; DNA-binding transcription factor activity, RNA polymerase II-specific. Gene Ontology annotation, cellular component: nucleus. The transcript has 2 exons.
UUUAGGUAACACGCUGCUUGCGUCCAAUGAUAUCAAAAGGGAAAAAAAGGAAUAGAAAGGAGGGGGGGGUUAAUGAUUUACGCAGCCACUUAACGCGCGGAUGUGUAUUUAUUUACUUAUCAGUAUCAGUCAAUUCCCCUCCCCGCAAGUGCACUUUUGCAUGUGUGAGUACGAUAAGGCAUAACACAAACAAUCCUGCAAUCACUGGAGGCCUCUCGUGGCCAUUAAAAGUCAGGAGUUCAACCGAGGAGUGCUUCUCCAACUCUCAAGUCCAUAUAGGCCUCCUUUCAUCAAGAGGCCCUCGUAAACAUCACUACAGUUAAUAAAGUGCAUUGUGGUCAGUGCAGUCCCGAGGUGCAGCAGUGUGUUUAUCACACACAGGCAACAACAGCUGCAGCGCGAGCCCCCGGACAGCGCGUGCAGCCAGCCGGGACGCACAUCUCUGCUCAUCAUGUACAGCGCUUAUGUUAUUGUUAGUGGGAGGGGAGCGCAUGUCUUGGAAGUGAAAUUACGCGCGGCGAAAGGAGGCUCGAGCUGUUUGGUAUUGUUGCGGAUGCCCCGCCUCUGAUGGUAGCCUUAAACCUGGCACCCAGCUAAAACAAACCAAAGCCAGCACCCAGCUCCCACUCAAUCCAAUUAAGGCGGACUUGAGGCGGCUCUCCUUACGUGUUCAUCUACCAGGAUCGACGUUGAGACAACAGGAACCAGAGGGGCUUUGGCCAGAAAAAAAAAAAAAAGAGAAGGAGAGAUUGCCUUGCCUUCUAAUUUCUCCCUCUCCAGCCCCAGAACAAUGUCGAUGAGCCCUAAGCAUACGACUCCUUUUUCUGUUUCCGAUAUCUUGAGUCCCCUCGAGGAGAGCUAUAAGAAAGUAAGUAUGGAGAAUAACAACUUGGGGGCACCUCUCACUUCGUACCGGCAGCCGCAGGUCUCUCAGGCGGCGAUGCAGCAGCACCACAUGGGCCACAACGGGACUGUGUCUGCCGCGUACCAUAUGACGGCUGCAGGUGUCUCCCAGCUGUCACACACGGCCAUGGGGGGCUACUGUAACGGCAACCUGGGCAACAUGGGUGACCUGCCGUCUUACCAGGACGGCAUGAGGGGUAGCACCACGGCCACCGGCUGGUAUGGAGCCAACCCGGAUCCGCGCUUCUCCACCAUUUCUCGCUUCAUGGGCUCGUCCUCGGGCAUGAACAUGGGCAGCAUGGGCAGCCUCAGCUCCCUGGCAGAUGUGGGCAAAGGCAUGGGCUCCCUGUCCAGCACCCCGAGGAGAAAAAGACGCGUGUUAUUCUCCCAGGCACAGGUGUACGAGCUGGAGCGACGCUUCAAGCAGCAGAAAUACCUGUCUGCUCCAGAGAGGGAACACCUGGCCAGUAUGAUACACCUCACCCCGACUCAGGUGAAGAUCUGGUUCCAGAACCACCGGUACAAGAUGAAGCGGCAGGCCAAAGACAAGGUGUCCCAGCAGCAGAUGCAACAGGAGAGCGGCUCGUGCGCGCAGCAGCAGCAGCAGUCCCCACGAAGGGUGGCCGUGCCGGUGCUGGUGAAGGACGGGAAGCCGUGCCAGGGAAGCGGCCACACGCCCACGUCCUCCGCGCAGAGCCACCACCAGCAGGCCGGCAACGUGAUGAUCAUGUCCAACAACGCGUCCGGGCUCGCGCAGCAUCAGAGCCAGCAGGUGGGCAGCACGGGCCAUUCUCCGGAUCUGGCCCCGCACUCCUCCAGCCCGCCUUCUCUGCAGAGCCAGGUGGCCGGCCUGUCUCACCUCAACUCCCCCGGCGCAGAGUACGGCUCGGCCCUGCAGUGUUCAGCUCUGUUAUACGGCAGGACGUGGUGACAAGAGGCGCCGGCUUUUAUUUCAACCAAUUCUUCUAUUUAACGAAAGACAAAGACUUUUUUUUUCUGUCAAGACUCGAGAAGUUUUCCUGUAAAUGUGCGUUUGAACAAGAGCCGAGCGAGAUCGUUGCAAAUCUUGAAUUUUCACCUUUUUUGGAUGAAGUUUGACUAACAUGGAAGGAGAGAGAAAAACACUUUUGAGCAGAAACUGCGGAUGUGAAAGUCUUUGGAUUUAUUUAUGUAAAUUAUAUUGAGACAGAAGAAGAACCAGCAGUCAUAUAGGCCGUACAAUUAGGGGAAGAAAUGAAGACAUAUAAAAAACUGCAGUAGGCCUAUAUGAGUGCUGCUAAGCACCCCACAAACACACUCCUGACUCUGAUUUAUAAUAGAAUUUAAUGUAAGCCGUAGAUCUAGCUUGUAUAUUUCUGUAAAAGGUUUGGAUUUUAGCUAUCUGUUGUACAAAAGUUUUCGACGCUAUUUGCCGGUUUGUUGUCGUUUUAUUGGUAUUUGUACGUUUGAUUUCUUUGUAACUUAUAUAGAUAUUUGACUUACUACAAAACAGUCCUAUUAAUAAA